UAAAAUACAUAUAUAUUUAUUGUGAUUCAGUGAAUAGUACGCGUUCGUAUGAUUCUUCAGAAAAGUAAAGAGAUAAUAUUUUUUAAUGAACCUGCUGGUAUUCAAAAUUAAUGAACAGUAAAAAUUUUGACCUUUCGAAUAAGAAUAAGAUGCAUAACAAGGCGAUGCUACAUUUGUUAGUCUCUGCGUUGUUUAUUGGCACAGUGCAGGCAGGAUGUCCGUUGUGGUCGACAUCUAAUCAAACUUCUGAUUCACGGCUUCCGGGAGAUGGAGGUUAUAGAAUAAUCAUCAGUGGUAAUUAUGAUAAAUACAUCCCGAAAGCAGUCUAUACUAUCAGUCUCCAAGGCCAGAGUAUCUACACGAAACCUAAAGAAUUCAGCCGUUUCACGUUAUCAGUAGAUUCGGAGCAUGUUCCGUUUAGUUCAACAGCAAAUGUCGGUUUUUUCCAGAUAUUCUCUGAUUCUCUGGUGCAAUUUAACGAAAACUGUAUCAAUACUGUAUCUGAAUUAUCAUAUCAUUCAAAAUCUGAGGUGCGAGUAUUGUGGCGGGCACCACCGCCAGGUUCUGGAUGUGUAAUUUUUACCGCCAUGGUAAUGGAUAAUUUAACUGAAUGGUUUGCCGAAGAGGGUAAUCUCGUGAAAACUUUUUGCGAAAUGAAUGUCAAUGAGACUGAACAACUGAAUAAUUUACAUUGUUGUGCAUGCGACGAAGCUAAAUAUAAAAUGGUAUUAGAAGGUCUAUGGUCAAAAGCGACACAUCCAAAAGAUUAUCCAGAAUCUCUGUGGCUUACGCACUUUAGUGAUGUUGUCGGUGCCUCGCAUGAAACAAAUUUUUCAUUUUGGGGUCGUGAUCAUAUAGCAACAGACGGUUUCCGUCAAUUGGCCGAAUGGGGUUCAACCGCCGGACUUGAAGGAGAGCUACGUAGUAAUGCUAAAUAUUUAAGAACCUACAUAAAAGCUCCUGGACUUUGGUAUCCAAGAGUAAAUAAUAAAACUAGUGCAAAUUUCAAUGUUGAUCGUAAGCAUCCAGUACUUUCGGUUGCUUCGAUGUUCGGACCAUCUCCUGACUGGAUAGUGGGUGUUAGCAAGUUGAAUCUUUGUCAAUCCAAUUGCAGUUGGAUUAAGGACUUAGAAAUUGACCUGUAUCCUUGGGACGCUGGUACGGAUAAUGGAAUCACCUACAUGUCUCAUAAUUCAGAAACCCGACCUCGUGAAUACAUGAAGCUCAUUACCACAAUGUACCCUGAAGAUCCACGCUCACCUUUUUAUGAUCCAAGUGGCAAACCUAUGCAACCAAUAGCAAAAUUGUACUUAAAUAGAGAAGAAAUUAAGAAAAGUAAUUGUAACGACGAAGAUUUAGAAAAAAUAGUAGCAGAAUUUAAUAUGGUUGAAAACAUUGAUAAUAUUGAAAAACCAGAGUGUAUGACGACGGAAUAUUCACAAUGGACCAAGUGUUCAGUAAGUUGUGGUAAGGGUUUACGAAUGCGAACUCGAGCUUAUAGGAUACCCGAGAAGGCAAAUAUGAUGGGUUGUACUCGACAAUUAAUUUCGAAAGAGAUGUGCCUGGCUGAUAAAAAAGUUUAUAAAAGCCGAUUUUUUGAUUUUGAUGAAAAUCCGUUCCUCGAUUUUGAUGAGAAAGAAUGUGCAAUGAGCGAAUGGACUAAGUGGUCAAGAUGUGAUCCAUUUUGUUAUGUUAGUGAUAAAGUACGACGACGUAAAUUAUUAAAUAUUAAAAAUCGUAAAAAAUGCAUCCAUUUAAAACUUUUUGAAAAAAUUCGAUGUGAUUGUUUUGUCUCUGUACAAAAUGAGACUGAGAUUUGUAAGACUACAGAAUGGUCUGAUUGGUCACCUUGUACUAAGACUUGUGGUUCAGGAUUUCAAUCACGAUCAAGAUUAUUGCUUACUUUAAUUGAAGAUCGGCAAGCUUGUUUGAAUAAAGUUAAACUUUUUGAGCAACGUCCUUGUCUUAAUCAAUACGAUUGUAAUUUGUACUUCCAUACAACCAAAGCUAUUUGUUCAGAAAAAUUAAAUCAAGGACCUUGUCGUGGAUAUUUUGAAAAAUGGUAUUUUGAUUCAAAGCAUCUUGUGUGCUUACCAUUUAUUUAUGGAGGCUGCCGUGGAAACAAAAAUAAUUUUUCAACAUAUGAAGAAUGUAAAAAAAUAUGUGGAAAUGUAUUAAGUCAAAUGUCAAAUAACGAAUCGGUACCUACAACAGAAAACCCAUUAUCAAUUAACAUCAAUUGUGAACUUUCAAAUUGGUCCGAUUGGUCUCCUUGCAGUGUUACUUGUGGUAUUGGACAAUAUACGAGUUCUCGCUAUAUCAAGAAAAUACCACAAAAUGACGGAACAUCAUGUCCAAAGCAUUUACAACGAUAUACCAGAUGUCAACUUGCUCCUUGUGAAUAAAUAGUACAGAAUAUUAGUAUUCAAUGUUAAAUACUUAUUUUUACUUUAAAAGUUUUUAUUAACUAUUUAUAAACAAUUUUAUAAAUAU
This is a messenger RNA of Ceratosolen solmsi marchali, 2493 nucleotides long. RefSeq names its product extracellular matrix protein f-spondin (gene fat-spondin). Lineage: Eukaryota; Metazoa; Arthropoda; Insecta; Hymenoptera; Agaonidae. Gene Ontology annotation, molecular function: serine-type endopeptidase inhibitor activity. The transcript is spliced from 12 exons. Gene Ontology annotation, biological process: cell adhesion. The record is from RefSeq and is a predicted model, not a curated record. Bases 111 to 2405 code for a protein of 764 amino acids. Gene Ontology annotation, cellular component: extracellular matrix.